This is a messenger RNA of Diabrotica virgifera virgifera (western corn rootworm), 699 nucleotides long. RefSeq lists its product as uncharacterized. The record is from RefSeq and is a predicted model, not a curated record. The transcript is spliced from 2 exons. Bases 187 to 630 code for a protein of 147 amino acids. Lineage: Eukaryota; Metazoa; Arthropoda; Insecta; Coleoptera; Chrysomelidae.
UGUACUAAUAUUUUUACAGAUGCGCCCUGGUCUAAAACAAUUUAAACUAUGUAAUUUCUAUUUUGUAUCUAAUCUUACAUUUAAUUUUAUCAGAUACUCAAUAUUUCAUGUUAUUUAAUAUAAUAUGUAUUAUCAGCGUCACAUACAUAAAUACACGAUUUUAUUUCCAUAUCAACAUUCUUUAAGAUGAAGUCGAUCUUUUUUAUUUUACUGAGCCUGAUGUUCUUGGAAUUUGUCGUUGGCGAUGAUGUUCAAUAUUAUACUGAUUCAACUACAUCUGCUCCUGAUCCUGCUCCUUUUUGGACAACGGCACCAAUACCCAGAUCCACAAGCAUUGGUGAAGAUGUAGUUUACGUACAAGAUCGACAAGUUCCCGAUCCAACCUAUGAGAUAGAUGCCGUGGAAGCAUUCAAAGAAGCUAAGGCACUUCAUCCAGUUGUUGACGGUACACAAUUGUUAGAAACAUUUUCCAAGUUGUUUAACAACAAACAUCCGAUAGAUGGAGGAUGGAAAGUUGUUGAAAAUUUGGGCCCACUUUACAAUCCAAAUGCAGACUACAUAUAUAUUGAACUGAGAGUUAUAGAUGCUAAUGGAGAUAGGACAGUCCGGAUAUUUAACGCAAAAAAUUAACUAUUUUAAUAAUUGUUGACUCUCAGUUAUUAUUUCGACUUUCCAAAUACAUAAAGAAAAAUAAUUCGA